Molecule: messenger RNA, 2728 nt
Organism: Haliotis rubra (blacklip abalone)
Lineage: Eukaryota; Metazoa; Mollusca; Gastropoda; Lepetellida; Haliotidae
Product: alpha-galactosidase A-like
Exons: 8
Coding region: 140-1363 (407 amino acids)
Biological process (GO): oligosaccharide metabolic process; glycosylceramide catabolic process; glycoside catabolic process
Cellular component (GO): cytoplasm
Molecular function (GO): alpha-galactosidase activity
Source: RefSeq, a predicted model, not a curated record
CGCAUCGUAGUAAACACCGACGAGCUCCCCAACCUUGUUUCCUUUCAACGCGGUACAUCGGGUGGACAGCGACAUCUCUGAAUCAGUAUUUUACACAACAGGUAGUUGUAGACGUCAAAGUAUCAAGCCAAAUACCGGCAUGGAGCCGUCGACGUUGCUGCUGCUCCUGGCCGUCGGUACCGUUGCUGUCGUUGCCCUUGACAAUGGUCUCGCACGCACACCGCCGAUGGGUUGGUUGUCAUGGGAACGUUUUAGAUGCAACACUGACUGUCAACAUGACCCAGAUAACUGUAUCAGUGAGAAUCUCUACAUGAGGAUGGCGGACAUCAUAGCGGCGGAGGGAUACAAAGAAGCGGGUUACCAGUAUGUGUGUAUUGAUGACUGCUGGCUGUCCAAGUCACGUGACAUUAAUGGCCGCCUGCAGCCCGACCCGGAUAGAUUCCCGCACGGCAUGAAGGCGUUGGCGGACUAUAUCCACUCCAAAGGUCUGAAGAUUGGCAUCUAUGAGGACGUGGGGUCAAUGACAUGCGCAAAGUACCCCGGAAGUCAAGGUCACUAUGAGAUGGACGCACAGACAUUUGCCGAGUGGGGUAUUGACCUUCUGAAGUUCGAUGGGUGUAAUAUUAGUCCGGAUGAUUUUAGCGAAGGUUACCGUGACAUGGGGUUUUACCUGAACAAGACGGGGCGGCCCAUCUUGUACUCCUGUGAGUGGGCCCUAGGAGAUAUACUGCACCGUCGUCCGGCUAAUUACACUGCAGUCCUGGAGGUGUGCAAUACCUGUAGGAAUUACGACGAUAUCAACGACCAGUGGGACAGUAUCGCCAGCGUCAUCAACUUCUACGCCAAAGACAUCGGCAACUUCAGCAAGAUAGCCGGACCCGGUGGCUGGAAUGACCCGGAUGAGAUGGUUAUUGGGGACUUCUCACUCAGUCCUGACCAGGAACGAACACAGAUGGCACUGUGGUCGAUGUGGGCGGCGCCACUGCUCGUGUCAGUAGACCUACGCAACAUCCGGCCGGAGUCUAAAAGCCUCCUUCUGAACAAAGGAGUGAUUGCUGUCAGCCAGGACCCGUUAGGGGUCCCUGGAACCGUUCGUAUGAUGGUUGGUCAGAUUUCUGUUUGGACACGACCCAUUUUGCCCAAGGGUAGCACCGCCGCCACGAUGUUCAACUCUGCCGUAGGUGGCGGUCCCAGUAACGUGACAAUCGCCAUGUACCAGCUGGUCGACUCGGGGUCAUCGGUGUACUACCUCGUAACAGAUACCUUCACUGGGGAUAAAGUGGCGAGGCUGAGUCUCUUGCAGGGCCUGACGGUCCGUGUAAAUCCUACAGGAGUUGUCAUGGUGACAAUAACUCCCGCAUGAUGACUGACCAAUAAUAAGGUCUUGGGUGCGUUUUUAAGGAAUCUAUAUCUGGACAUGGGCCCGUUCCACAAAACGAUCUUACUGCUUAGGUGAUCGCAACACCAGUUUUGUAAUACUGACUUACGAUCGUCGUAACGAUGAGAUCGAUUCGUGGAACGGUUCCCUGAAAUGGAAUCGACAUUUCUUUGAGGUUUAAGAAAUAUGAUUGACGGUGUCAAGCGUUUUCUCCUUUUGGAAUGUAAUUUGAGAAAACGCUUGCAACAGUAAGUUAAAACGACACUUGCACGUGCCAAUAUUGAAAUGGUGGUACCGCUUGAGGUGCUAUCUUUAUACAUGUACUUAUAUGUGGUAAAACCGAUUAUUAACGGAACAGGAGACAAAACGAUUUUGAGCUUUGCACUUGGAGAGAUACUUGUACCACACGCCUCAGAACAGUGAGAUAUACACAUGGAAAAGGGUAUCGCAACACCUGUGAUUAUUAACCCCUAUAUAGCCAUUUAUAUGAAGUCCGUUUGUAUGAUAACUUUGAUCCUACAGGGGCACCAAACAUUUUUUAGAUAUGCAGGCGCUUAUAAAAGGUAAACAUCACGUGCAAUACGUGUAUCGUCAUUAAGCAAAUAUCAAGCUUCUGAAAAUUGUUUCUACAGCUCGUUCACCUGGAACAUCAGUUUUAUUUCGUUGGUGACAAGCAAAUAAUAAUCCUCAUCAACUGCCAACUGCACAAAGAUGGCAAAUCAUUGUAUAUAUACCUGUAAGUACCUGUAUGACAUACGAUGUGAGUGAGCGUAUGCAUAGAUCGGUGCAAUUUGUCCAGUUACAGUUUCACUCACGUGUCUUGAUCAUCAAAUGCAAUGUUUCGUGAUCCGUCUGUGGAUACACGCGUAACAUGCAUGUAUGUAUAUCGUUGAAGGCAAGCAAUACGGGUUUUCUUAAAACAGCUUGUGAUACAUACCUUUCAUUAGUGGAGGGGAUUCCGGGUUAUAUAUAGUAAGCCUGGAGCAACGUGCUCGUCGUAUGAUGCGCCUAAUAGAUCAGACGUUGCCUGACUUGUUUAUAACAUCACUGACAGUGAGGUAACAUGACUUCGAUUUCUAACGGGUUUCAUGCGUUAUCCGACAAUUCCACAACAAACUAAUAUUUUUUACAUGGAAUUUAUGUUUUCAUUCAUAUAUGAAGUCCUCUAUAUCUUUUAGGGAUAUUUUAUAAAUGAUAUAUUUUGAUAUAACUUGCUCCAUGCAACUGCAGUCUCCACACUAAAGUACUGUCGGAAAUAGAAAAAAACCUGUAUUUUCUCAUUUAUCUCUACAAUUUAUGUAGUUGAUAUGUGCUAGUGUGAAAUAUCUGUUAAACCAAGUUCGGCCUAAC